AUGAGUCUCCUGACCGGCGAAAUUUUUGGAUCAUCUGGGGAUAUCAAAUCUCCUGGCAGCCCAUCGUUUGCGGGUAUCAAACUCAUUGCGGUGGAAAUCGUUCCUCAGGGAGAUUCUUUCCUGGUGACCCGCGGGGCGCUGGGCGGGCAGCAGA
Messenger RNA from Cladocopium goreaui, 154 nucleotides. Lineage: Eukaryota; Dinophyceae; Suessiales; Symbiodiniaceae. The record is from the annotation of a GenBank genome assembly.